AUGUACUCGCGUCGCAGGCGUCCAGGCCAUGAGCCACCCAAGCUCCUCGAAGCCGCAGCUGCAUAUGAAACGCCUUGGCUCCCGCAACCUACCAUGCCCUAUUCACACCGGCUGCCCGUCCGCCAAGCCACACCGCCUGCUUCAGGAUACCAAGUGGGACGGCAAGCCCUGCGAAGCGAGGUGCGGUCGACACUGCUCGAUGCACCAUUGGGCGGUGAUCGACGGACAGAGAUUGUUUGCUGCCAGGAACAAGGCUGGCGGCGGACCCUGCGCGCGUGCAGCCAUGGUGGCGGCAGUGGGACUCAGCUGUGCGUCGUGACACGCACAAUUCGCGCCCCAGCAAUGUCGAAUUCACGACGUCGACGCAGAAGGAAGGAGUCGUCCAGGGUCCUGCCUUCCUCAUUGGCCGACCCUGUCCUGAAACAACGUGGGCGCGCGACAGCGUCCCCAAUCUGGCAAGCCCCAUCGAGCGCCACUGAGCCACUCCCAUCCAUUCACCCCACAGGUUGCAUAAACCCGCACUCAACAGCAGACAGCCCAUCAGGGGCCGCGAGAUUCAUGCACCACGCACUACGCACCACGCACCACGCACCACCGCCCUUCCGCUCCGGGAGAAACACCAGACUGCUGGUGCUGGCCAACCAACCUGCUGCCGCUGCCUCGGCCGCCGUCGUACAUGCCGCUCCAACGUGUCAAAACACACUUGUACGCAUUCGCACAAACCAAAACUUUCCGAGCCACUCGUGUCCCGUGAGCGCGCGUUUCACCCGCUGA
Molecule: messenger RNA, 774 nt
Organism: Parastagonospora nodorum SN15
Lineage: Eukaryota; Fungi; Ascomycota; Dothideomycetes; Pleosporales; Phaeosphaeriaceae
Exons: 1
Coding region: 1-774 (257 amino acids)
Source: RefSeq, a predicted model, not a curated record